AUGAGGCUGCCUCGCCCGCGUUUUGCCUUCUGCCCAGUUCCCUUCCGUCCUUCUCGCAGCGCCGCCGCCGCCGCCGCCGCCUCCGCCAUGGCCCAACUUCGAGCCUCUUCCUCGUCGGCCGCCACUUUUGACUACCUGGUGCUGGGGGGCGGCUCGGGUGGGUUGGCCAGUGCCCGGCGCGCCGCGCAACUGGGAGCCCGGACUGCUGUGGUUGAAAAAGGGCGACUCGGAGGCACUUGCGUGAAUGUUGGAUGUGUACCUAAAAAGGUGAUGUGGAAUACUGCUGUUCAUUAUGAAUUCAUCCAUGAUCAUGUGGAUUAUGGUUUUAAAAUAGCUGAUGUGAAGUUUAAUUGGAAAAUAAUUAAAGAAAAGCGUGAUGCUUAUGUGAAGAAACUGAAUGAGAUCUAUCAAAAUAAUUUGAAUAAGGACCACGUGGAAACCAUUCGUGGGCAUGCAUCGUUCACAGCUGACCCUGAACCCACAAUUGAAGUUGAUGGCAAAAAAUAUACAGCACCUCACAUACUGAUUGCUACUGGUGGACGGCCUAUAAUUCCCAGUGAAAGUGAGAUACCAGGAGCCAGUUUGGGAAUCUCUAGCGAUGGCUUCUUUGAACUUGAAGAGUUGCCCAAGCGAAGUGUUAUUGUUGGUGCUGGAUACAUAGCUGUUGAAUUAGCUGGUAUUCUUUCCACAUUAGGCUCCAAGACGUCCUUAUUGAUACGUUAUAAUGAGGUGCUGAGAAAUUUUGAUUCUAUGAUCAGUUCAAACUGCACUCAGGGGUUGGAACAUAGUGGAGUAGAAGUCUGGAAACAUUGCAAGAUUCAAUCAGUUACAAAAUCACCUUCGGGACUCUUGGCAAUAACGGUUACAUCCUCUUUUCCUAAUCAAAAACCCACUGUGAACACUAUUGAGAAUGUUGAUUGUCUCUUGUGGGCCAUCGGUAGAGAGCCCAAUACUGAGGAGCUAAACUUUGACCAAUUGAAUAUUAAGGUAGACAAGGAAGGCCAUAUUAUUGUUGACGACUUCCAAAAUACCAGCAGAAAGGGGGUCUAUGCUGUUGGAGAUGUAUGUGGGAAAGCACUCCUCACACCAGUUGCAAUUGCAGCUGGAAGAAAACUGGCACAUAGGCUUUUUGAAAAUAAAAAGGAUUUUAAACUUGACUAUACCAACAUUCCGACUGUGGUUUUCAGUCAUCCACCUAUUGGAACAGUGGGACUAACAGAAGCGGAAGCCGUAAAUGCUUAUGGAAAAGAGAAUGUGAAAAUUUAUAUAACUUCUUUCGUCCCAAUGUACCACGCAGUAACAGAAAGGAAAACAAAAUGUGUGAUGAAAUUGGUCUGUGCUACUAAACAAGAAAAAGUGGUAGGACUUCACAUGCAAGGCUUGGGCUGUGAUGAAAUGCUCCAAGGAUUCGCAGUAGCUGUCAAAAUGGGAGCAACAAAGGCUGACUUUGAUCAGACAGUGGCUAUUCAUCCAACUUCUUCAGAAGAACUUGUUACGCUUCGUUAAGCUGUACAUAACUUGGCUUUCCCCAUGGCGAAUUACUUUUUUUUUUUUUUUUUUUUUACAAAAUUGUGCAGUUCAAGACAAGUCUUCACUCUGCUGUUACAACUUUAUAUACAUGGAUGUAAUUUAUAUGAUACUUGAAAACAAUAAUUUCAAAUUUUAAAAAGUCCCCUUAUUUGCGCUUGAUUCCUUGAGACAUUUUGGACAUUAUUCAUAGUGACUUUGGCAUCAAUAUAGAAGUGGAUCUGUCAUUGCUUUCUGGCUUGUUGUUUUCAGGUUCCCUGCUUUAGUGUUUCCUAGUGGUCUCCUAUCCAAGUACUGGCCAGACUCAACCUUAGUUAGCCUCUGAGCAGAGACCUGCUGAGAAUGCAGUAGUAAAAUGUGCUAAAAUAACAAGUAAAUUAUCAUAUGACAUCAUACUUUAACCUCAAAGAGGAAGUAAAAUCUAAGAGUAAAGCAGAAAAAACCCCCAUUUUGGGCUACAGAGGAACAAAUGGAGAAAAUGCUGCAAUUAUAAACUGUCUAAUAAUUAGUAUUUUGGUUUAUUGAGCCUUGGAUUGUGAAAGAUGCCAUUCCCUGCCUAUUGGGAAGGGCAAAUGUAACCCAUAUAGAACUUAGCCCCAAAGAGUUUAGUAAGAGCACUACUUUAUUAAUCCAUAUUUGGUAAAACUCUAAAUGUUUUUUUAAAAUUUAUGCUAUCCCCCUAUAAAAUUAAAACUCAAUACAUAGGCUAUUCUAUGUACCUUCCUACAA
This is a messenger RNA of Protobothrops mucrosquamatus (brown spotted pit viper), 2256 nucleotides long. It is a transcript of the gene GSR, whose product is annotated as glutathione-disulfide reductase. Gene Ontology annotation, molecular function: flavin adenine dinucleotide binding; glutathione-disulfide reductase (NADPH) activity; NADP binding. Gene Ontology annotation, biological process: cellular response to oxidative stress; cell redox homeostasis; glutathione metabolic process. NCBI's taxonomy places the organism in Eukaryota, Metazoa, Chordata, Lepidosauria, Squamata, Viperidae. Gene Ontology annotation, cellular component: mitochondrion; cytosol. The transcript has 13 exons. The record is from RefSeq and is a predicted model, not a curated record. Bases 1 to 1506 code for a protein of 501 amino acids.